Molecule: messenger RNA, 2681 nt
Organism: Myripristis murdjan (pinecone soldierfish)
Lineage: Eukaryota; Metazoa; Chordata; Actinopteri; Holocentriformes; Holocentridae
Gene: tfip11
Product: tuftelin interacting protein 11
Exons: 14
Coding region: 1-2514 (837 amino acids)
Biological process (GO): spliceosomal complex disassembly
Cellular component (GO): U2-type post-mRNA release spliceosomal complex
Molecular function (GO): nucleic acid binding
Source: RefSeq, a predicted model, not a curated record
AUGUCCAUGUCCCACCUGUAUGGGCGAAGGGGGGAGGAAGAGGAAGAUGGGGUGGAGGUGGAGAGCUUUGAGGUGACGGACUGGGAUCUGGCCAAUGAGUUCAAUCCAGACCGCCGCAGACACAAGCAGACCAGGGAGCAGGCCACCUAUGGCAUCUGGGCUGAGAGAGACUCGGAUGAAGAUGAGAGGCCCAGCUUUGGAGGCAAGAGGUCUAAGGACUACACCGCUCCAGUGAGCUUUGUGAGUGCUGGUCUGCGUAAAACUGCAGCUGAGGAGAAGCAGCAGCAAAAAGCUGAAGCAGGCUCCGAUGACUCCGAUAAUGAUGAUGAUGACGCUCCUGCAGCACCUCCCCCUCCUCGUGGUGCUGCGCCCAAAAAACUCCAGAUGGGCAAUUUCCGUGGGAACCAGUCCCAGAGGUUUGCAGCUGGCAUACGGCCUGGACAAGACAUAGGCAGCUGGGAGAAGCACACAAGGGGGAUCGGACAAAAGCUGCUGCAAAAGAUGGGCUACCAGCCAGGCAAAGGCCUGGGCAAAAAUGCACAAGGUAUUGUAAACCCCAUCGAGGCGAAGGUGCGUAAAGGCAAGGGCGCGGUGGGGGCGUAUGGCAACGAGCGAACCCAGCAGAGUCUUCAGGACUUUCCUGUAGUCGACUCAGAGGAAGAGGAGGAAAAGGAGUUUCAGAAGGAACUAGGCCAGUGGCGCAGGGAUCCUGCAGCUUCUGGAGGAAAGAAGAAGCCAAAGUAUUCUUACCGAACUGUGGAGGAGCUGAAGGCUAAAGGGAAGCUGGCUGGACGGUCUACAACAACUCCUGCAGGAGAGCUGGCACAGGUUAAGGUGAUAGAUAUGACCGGAAGAGAACAGAAAGUGUAUUACAGUUACAGUCAAAUGUCCAACAAGCACAGUGUACCGGAUGACGUUCCUCCAAGCCUGGCCACACGGGAUCAGAAGGGGUCUGGCUUUGCUCUCCCUGAGCUAGAACACAACCUGCAGCUUCUGAUAGACCUUACAGAACAGGACAUUUUACAGUCUGCCAGACGUCUGCAGCAUGAGCGAGAUGUUGUUGUGUCUCUGAGCCACGAGUCGUCUGCUCUGCAGGCCAGAUUGACUGCAGAGCAGGAGUCCAUCCAGAGAAUGGAGGCUGUGCUGGAGCUGGUUGAGCGUUUUCAGUCCGGGGAGACAGCACCAGGGGAGGGACCUAGCCUGCAGGAAUGUGCCCGGAUCUUUGAGACCUUACAGACAGACUAUUAUGAAGAAUAUAAGACAAUGGGAUUGGGAGACCUGGCUGUAGCUGUGGUUCAUCCUUUACUCAAAGAGAAACUUCGUACCUGGGAUCCUCUUAAGGACAGCUCUUAUGGUCUGGAAGAAGUUGGUCAGUGGAGAGCAAUCCUUGAAUCCAGACAACUCCACUCCAGUACCCCAGAGACGAACAUGGACCCUUACCACAGACUGCUGUGGGAAGUGUGGAUCCCAGUGAUGCGGUCAUGUGUGACAGGCUGGCAGCCGCGUAUGGUCGGGCCCAUGGUGGACUGUGUGGAGGUGUGGGCUCCCCUUCUCCCCCUGUGGAUCCUGGAUCACCUGCUGGAGCAGCUCAUCUUACCUCGGCUGCAACGAGAGGUGGAUAACUGGAACCCUUUGACCGACACUGUGCCCAUUCAUUCCUGGCUCCACCCGUGGUUGCCACUGCUACAGUCACGUCUAGAGCCCCUGUACCCGCCCAUCCGUAGCAAACUAGCAAACGCUUUGCAGCGGUGGCAUCCCAGUGAUGGCUCAGCGCGCCUCAUCCUGCAGCCAUGGAAGGAUGUAUUCACACCAGGAGCAUGGGAGGCCUUCAUGGUUAAAAAUAUAAUCCCUAAACUAGCUCUGUGCCUGGGAGAGCUGGUUAUUAAUCCUCACCAGCAGCAGAUGGAGCCCUUCCACUGGGUCAUGGAUUGGGAAGGCAUGCUGUCCCCCUCCAGCCUGGUGUCCCUGCUGGACAAAAACUUCUUCCCCAAGUGGCUGCAGGUCCUGUGUUCAUGGCUGAGCAACAGUCCCAACUACGAGGAGAUCACUAAAUGGUACCUGGGUUGGAAGACCAUGUUCAGUGAUGUGUUAUUAGCCCAAUCUCUCAUCAAGGACAAAUUCAACGAAGCUCUGGACAUUAUGAACCGUGCAGUGUCUUCGGGCAUGGGUGGAUAUAUGCAGCCUGGUGCAAGGGAGAAUAUUGCAUAUCUCACACAGACAGAGAGACGAAAGGACUUCCAGUAUGAAGUGCUGCAGGAGCGCAGGGAUGCUGAGAGUGUGGCUCAGAGGGGCAUCAGUGCUGGUCUGCCCACUAACUUCAAAGACCUUAUACAGACCAAAGCAGAAGAAAACAACAUCGUCUUCAUGCCCUUGGUGGCCAAACGCCACGAGGGCAAACAGCUCUACACAUUUGGCCGCAUUGUCAUCUACAUCGAUAGGGGAGUGGUAUUUGUGCAAGGAGAGAAGACCUGGGUCCCCACAUCUUUACAGAGUCUGAUAGAUAUGGCCAAGUGAGGGUGGACUGACUGAAAGAGCAUCCCAGCUCUGCCAACUGUAAAGAGAGAAUAUGUUUUUUUUUGUUGUUUUUUUUUUAUUGCAUCAGUACACUUAACCUUUUGUCAGAAUUGUCUUUGUAAUAGUAUAAACUCGCUAGAAUUGUGAAUAAAUCCUUUUUGAAAUGA